GGUGUGUGUGUGUUACUGGUUAACUGAAGAGAGCAGGCUGGAGUGUGUGAUGGCCCCGCGGUGUCGGGUUCCGGGGCAGAGAGCCGGCUCCUGCGGGGGUAAAAAUAAACCGGUCUCUCAGGCCGCCGCUCUGAGCAGCAGCAGCAGCAGCUUGUGUUAAAUCAUGCCCCAUUUUUAGAAAGAUUUCCAAUCCUCUAGCUGUUAGUUUUUACGUGUCCGCCGCAGCUAGAGAACGCUGAGGGUUUACUGUGGACCGCAGAACAUAGAACGCUACUCAGUGAUGGGAGAGACGCCCAGGUGAGGAGGCAGGUGCCCCUCGCACACCAGGAGCCCUAGAUCACCUGCCAACCGCACAGACAGAGACAGCUGCGGCACACACACACACACACAAAGAGCACAUGAGUGUGUGUGUGUGUGUGUGUGUGUGAGAGCGAGUGUGUGGGUUCAGAAUGAGCUCAGUGGAGAAGCGUCACAGCGGCGGUCGCCGUGGCAGCGGCCCGCGCCUGUCAGACGCGUUCAGCGACUCGUCCUUCAUGGACGACACAGACCGCGAGGUCAGCAGCCUGACGGACCGCGCCUUCCGCUCCCUCUGUAUCGGUGACGAGGCCGUCUACAACGACGCCGACCUCGGCUCCUCCCCCACCGAGCGCCACUGCGCCUUCGCCCAGGAGGCCACCGCCCACACUGACACUCUCAAGCAGACAGCCAAUGAGACGCUGCCGCUCACUGCCGGGGGCUGGACCUCGGAGGGGCCCGGAACAUUCCACGGCUGGCUGGCAGAGACAGUGGAGUCACAGCAGCAUGCACAACAGCUCUCGUAUCUAGGCAAUGGCUCCACGGAGGUCGCCUGGCAACAGAGGAGGAGCACGUCACGUGUCUCCUCUCUCAUCAAGGCCUUCAGCGGUGGAGGGGAGGUCUUCUACGACCCCAUGGCCCCUGACGCCAUGGCAACCAGGGACAGACACCCAGAUGGUGGCGAGGCCUGGGAUAGGCCGGCCCUCAUGGGCCUGCAACACAAGCUGUCUGAGUUCUCAGCCUACCAGCAGGGUUUCAGGGUGUCAGGGGACGUGGACCCUGGCGGUUCCGGAUCCUUCCUGAGGGCGUCCAAGCUGAAGGGCAGUAGCAGCCGCUUCCACGCACUCAGCUCCACCAACCAGUUCAUGCACAGCGAGUUCAGCGCCUUCAGGGUCUGGAGCGACUACAAACGCCACCCCUACCAGCAGCACAGCGCCCCCGCCCCCGCCCCCUCCGCCUUCCCCCGCUGGUACGACUCGCCCAUCUACAAGGAGCUCACCACCUCCGCCCCGCACCACCCACAGAGGUCGCAGGGUCAGGAGGGUCGGAGGUUGCAGCGGCGGCCAAUGGAGGAUUGGACUCAGGUGUCUUUAUCACACACACCUGUGGGGGUCACACAGAAGGCGUGGCCGGUGGAGAAACGGUGCGAGUCGGAGCUGGCGGCUAACGGAGCGCCAUGGAAACGCAGACCGGGCCUUGUGCGGAGCAAGCUGCCGGGCCUACGGCCCUCCACCGUCUCCCCAAGCGCCGACCAGCGCCGCCGACCCGACUCUGCCUUCCUCUCCGCCAGCAGUGGCAGGGGGGCAGAACCACCGCGCCUCUCUGUCAUGGAUGACCCAUUGCCUAGCAACACCACCCCGUUGCCAAGCAGCGCCACUCCCUUCAGCAUCUCGCAGCUGCUCACGCCCGUGCUGCCCCCCCACCAGGUCGGCGACACCUCGGAGGAGCUGCGGUUGUCGCCCUUGGCGACGGACCUGUGGCUGACGGAGUCAGAGCAGCGCCCCCAGGUGGAGGUGCGGCAGUUGCGCGACGGCUACAAGGCCCGUGCCUCCAGCCUGCUCUUCAACCUGAAGGACAACCGCAAGCGCGUCAAGAGCACCUACAGCCCGACUCGCUUCAUGAGUGCCGAACUCAGCGACCGCAGCAGGCAGCCCUCGCAGAUGGAUGCCCCUGAACACACGCAACUGCCCCCCACCACAGACACCACCACACCACUAAUACCCCAGCUCCCCAACACUGAACUACCUGCCCCCUCCAUACCCCAGAUACCCAACUCUGAACUACCUGCCCCCUCCAUACCCCAGAUACCCAACACUGAACUACCUGCCCCCUCCAUACCCCAGAUAGCCAACGUUGAACUACCUGCACCCCUAAAGCCCUCGCCCCCCUUUACUGAAUUCGCUGCUGCCCACUUGCCCCCGGCCCCCAGUGCUGAAAUCUCAGCUCCUCUAGUCAGCACGGAAGAGUUACCCCCGGCAACAGACCCAGAGGGUGGCAGUAACCCAAUCCUGCCACGAAUCUCUGCCCCCCCUGCCCCCUCUGUUGCACCUGCCCCACAUAAAGGUUUUGCCCCCCACACUAAUGCCAACGGGUCAUGUGACUACUUGACCCCAGCGCCAGGGAGGGUGCCUGACUACGAAGGCCUCGUCUCUGGUGACGCCGGGCAGAGAGAGCGGGACAAAGGACACACCUCACACACAGACGGGCAACUCGUGUACGACACACACACCACCUCCGGCUCAGUGAACACGCAGAGUCAGGAAGCUGCCACAGACACCAACCCCAACACACACACACUGACAGACACACACCCAGCUCGCCACCCUGAGCUGGGCAGGCUGGCCUCAGCAGAUCCUGUUGAGCACUCCCCAGUGUCCUCGCUCAUGAGAACGACACAGGCCACUGGCGCUGCCCGCAAAGAUGCCACCUCCAUGAACAGCAGCGCCAACCCCGACUCAGGCACCCAUGCCCAUGCCACCACUGCGGGAAGAUACGGCUGGAGCCAGCAGCACGGGUGGCAUCUGACUGGGGGCGUCAGUGAGGGCGUUAGUGGGGGCAUUAGUGAGGGGGUGAGAGGGGGCAUUAGUGGGGGCAUUAGUGAGGGGGUAAAUGAGAGCCCCAGAGGGCAGAUUGCUGCUCUGAUCGACAAGGACAGAGAGAGAAGAUCCACUCUGACUCUGAAGCAGGACGUGUCCCCCACACACACACUCCCUACCUCGCAUGUACAGGCACGCAACCCCACACACACCCCGACACACACGCAGGCACACACACACACACAGGAGCAAAGGACAGACAGGGAGAGUGAGAGACUUUAUCCAGAUGAGAAAAACUCUACAGUCUUAAUGGAGGAGACAAAGGUGCUUCCAGAUGCAUAUAAUUACAACACCCCACACAUGCAACACACACACGAUACUUAUUAUUACAACCCAACACACACGCACACUGCUUAUCCUUACAACUCCCCGCCCACCCAACACACACAUGACACACAUUACUAUAACCCCACACACACACAUGACACACAUCAUUAUAACCCCACACACACACAACACACACAUGACACACAUCAUUAUAACCCCCCAGACACACAACACACACAUGACACACGUCAUUAUAACCCCCCACACACACAACACACACAUGACACACAUCACUAUAACCCCAAACACACCCAACACACACAGGAGCCGUACACGUUUACGGAUGCGCAUCACUAUGACCCCACACACACUCGAAGCAAACUCCAGGAGCACCCAUGUGAGGAUACACACAGCUUUAAUCCCUCUCUUACCCACUACACACGCGACGACACUGGCACACAUCACUCUAAUGCCCCAUGCACACACACACUCGCAGGGACACACACAGUUACAGAUGCACAUCCUGUUUAUGCUCCACACACACACACACUUGCAGUUACAGAUGCACACACUGCUUAUGCUCCACACACCCAGCAUACACACGAAGACACACAAGACGCGCACCUCUAUAACACUGCAUACACACAGCACACACGUGAGGAAGCUUAUGGGCCUAAGGACACGCACAACCCGACACACACCUGGCACACACACACAGCCAUAUACGCACCUAAGGACAAGCAUCACUACAGCCCGACACACGCAAAGCACACACACACAGAAGUAGUGAACAGUGCCCGUGAACAGACCAUCGCAAAUGCACUGGUGGGAGGGGAAAAUGGCCGCUCCAAAAGCGCAGAUGUGUAUGGCACAAAGAGAGCUGAGCAAGGACACACAGCUGCAUCCCCUCCAAAAGAUCCUGAACACACGUCCCGUAAAGACACUGAACGGCUGUCUCAUAUGAACCCAACGCAUGGACAGAGUCUGGAGAGCACACCAUCAGAGAGAGAGGGUCCACAGGCUUCUAGAGUGGCAGGCAAAGAGCAGGCAGGUCAACAGAAGCACGUUGCCCCGCUAAUGGAAGAAACACCCUUUAGGAGGGGAACAGCCACGGACGCUCCGUCACACACACUUGACCAGGAGAAGGAGGGGAGUGUGAGGAGGCCGGAGGAGAGGAGCAGUUAUGAGAGCAGGAGCUCGUCAAGACCGGACAUGAGAUUGGAGCAGAGGAACGCCAGGAGUCAGGACUACAGCACAGGCCUAAGUAACACCAAGACUCAGGACUACAGCACAGGCCAGACUAACGCCAAGAGUGAGGACUACAAGACAGGCCAGACUAACGCCAAGAGUCAGGACUACAGCACAGGGCAGACUUACGGCAAGAGUCAGGACUACAGGACAGGCCAGACUAACGCCAAGACUCAGGACUACAGGACAGGCCUAAGUAACACCAAGAGUCAGGACUACAGCACAGGCCAGACUAACGCCAAGACUCAGGACUACAGCACAGGCCAGACUAACGCCAAGAGUCAGGACUACAGCACAGUCCUAAGUAACACCAAGAGUCAGGACUACAGGACAGGCCAGACUAACGCCAAGAGUCAGGACUACAGCAUAGGCCUGGAGGCUUCUUCAGCACAGCCACACCACACAGCCAACAAACAGCUAAAUGUAAACAGCCAACCUAAAGACAACAACAGUCAGUUGACUGUCAACAAGCAGCCUUCAAAUAGCACCCACACAACAAACAACAUCCAGCCAGCCUACAAAAAGAGUACGGACUACACCAGAGGUUUGACGCCUACAACAGCACAGCCAUAUCAGCCAACAGCCACCAACCAGCCAAGCAGCCAGCUCAAAGACCAUCUGCCCACAAACAACAUUAAUCCACAUGUUAAAAACCCACCAACAAGCAACAUCCAUCCACCUCUCAACAACCAGCAGCCUCUCAAUAACCAGCAGCCUGUCAACAACCAGCAGGCUGUCAAUAACCAGCAGCCUGUCCAUAACCAGCAGCCUGUCCAUAACCCGCAACCUCUCAACAACCAACAGCCUGUCAAAACCAGCCCUACUGUGAGCAGUCAGCCCACAGUAAAUAAACCCCAAGCUGUCAGCAACGAGCACCACAACAGCAAACAAACCCUAGUCAGCAGCCCACAGCCUAGCAACACUAAUGCGGGCCCUGAGGGUCAGCACCCUGAGCCGGUGGUGAAACAGCAGCCCAUAGUCAACACUCAGACGGCACGCUUCCCUCAGGACUCCAUAGUCAAGGCUCAGACAGCACACUUCCCUCAGGAUUCUACUUCCUCUUCACAGGCACCACCCCAACUGCUAAACCCCCCACUCACAUCCAAUCAGAAACAACAAUACGCUCCACACGCAACCAAUCACAAACAGGCAAAUGCUCCUCUCACAACCAAUCAGAGUCAACACUUAAACCCAACUCUUAUGUCAAAUCAGAAUCAAAAGCUAAACCCUCUGUUAGCAGCUACUCAGAAACUCCCAAAUCCUCCAAUCAUAACCAGUCAGAAUCAACAGCUAAACCUUCCUCCCACAGCCAAUCAGAAACAGCAUCCAAACCCUCAGUUCUCAACUUAUCAGAGUAGAGAGCCACAACCUCCCCCACCCACCAAACAGAAUGCACUACCUGCCCAGGAUCCAAUGGCAGAGGAUGUGGAUGUGGAGGCAGGGCGGGGCUUGUCACAGCCAAUCAGAGAAGAGCGUUUCAGCAUCAGUGACAUCCUCUCCAUUCGAGACAAAGAGCUGAUGCGCCGCGAGCGCAUGAAGGAGAUUCGCCAGGGCCUGGGUGAUGUCACACAGCCAGCCAAUCAGAGAGACGCUGAGCAUGCAAACACACCUGAUGGGAAGGAUGAUACACACACCGCAAAGGUGGAAGUGACUGCUGUCAGCAACCCAGACACAGGUGCAUCACUCACUGGUGGGAAUGAGAGGUUUGUCACGAAUGUAGGACUCCCACGGAAAGAAAAUGACAUGCUGAGAAACCCUGGGAGUAAAGACCAGUUUGAGCAGGGUUUGAGUAAGGACCGGUUUGAACAGAGCUUGAGUAAGGACCGGUUUGAACAGGGUGUAAAUUACAGGAGAGAGCCUGAGAAGACUUCAAGUAAAACCUUCUCCUACAAAGAGAAAGCCCAAACCAAACAAGAAAUCCUGACGUCCAAAGUAAAAGCACACGCUCAGAAAGAAAUAUCAGCCCUGAAGGAGAAGGGCUUUUUGUCCAGAAACACCCCUAAACAACUCCCUACGGCAGCGAGGGAGAAAGGCCCGGAACAACCUCCACAGGUAAAGAAAGAAAUCACAGCUGACAAGCUUAACCACUUGUUCAAAGAUCUCACAAAGUAUGGAGAACGGAGAGAGCCAGAGCCGGACAACCUGUGUCAGACCCCAAUGCCUGACGUCUCAGAGCCAUCAGCUUUAGUAGCACUGACUAACGACGCACACCCAGAGGCUGUGGGCGCAGCAGUCACCAACCCAGAGGCUGUGCAGCUUGGGGCAAACCCUGUUAAGGACACGAACACUCUCAAAGACACACACACCCUCAAGGACUCACACACUCUCAAGGACACACACCCUCUCAAGGACACACACAAUCUCAAGAAGAGAGAGGCAGCGGAACUGCAGCCCACACUCAAACCAAAAGCUCAGGCUGUAAGUGGUCUGGAUGGGGAGCUCAAACCAGCUGUUCACCUUCAGGGUAAACACAGCGCUGAAGACACGAUCGCACCUGUCCAGACACCUGUAGAAACCAGCCACACAGGUGUGCGUGCCCCUGGAACACAUCAGAAACAGGAGAAGGAAGCCAACACUGUGCAGACAAGAGAUGAAGAGAAGGCCAGAAUGAGGGAGCAGCGCCUCGUCCAGAAGGAGCUGAGGAGCAAAGACGACACGGCCGCAUUCACACCUGGGGCUGAGUCGUCUCCUGCACACAGAGAGACGGGCCAUGAUGGGAAAGACACAGUUUCAAAGGAGAAGGGACAGUCAAAGGAAGGGUUAGCUUUUAAACAUAAAGAGAUUUCCCACAGUGACUUCAGUGCAACCAAGGAAAGCACCAUGUCAAACAUCUCAGGAAGUCAUGGGGAGCAUGUCAAAGAAGAGGCCCUGCCAAACAAGAGGAUGCCUUCUGAAUCCAAACUGAGGGAUGCGGGUGAACAGGCUAACACUGCUAGAAAUGCUAACGAAUCUAUGCUAAUGCUAACAGGGGCAAGGAGCAACAGAGAUGAUCAGCUCAAAGACACAGGAGCAUCUGCAGAUCCAAAUCUCCAGGUUCCUGAACACGCAGAUACAGGAACCAACACCAGGCGGAAUGACACAUCUAACCAAUCAAAAUCUGGUAUUACAAAGUCCAUGCCCUUACCUGUCCAAUCGAAAGACAUUACAGAAGCUCCGCCUUUAACCCCUCAGGAUCAACAUGAAGAGGCGCCACAUAAGGGGCAGCAAAGAGGAACAGAUCUGAUGUCCGGUCAGAUCCAGCCGAAUGAAUCUGAUCUCCAACCAACUCCAGCAUAUCCUCUUCCCCUUCCCCUCCCCCUUCCCCCAGGCAACCACACAACACCUGAGACACCCAGUGAGCCAGAUGACCUCAUUAUGGUGGGGGGCGAGGCGGGGGCCCAUCACUCUUCAGGGGCGGGGGCAGACUUUAUCAAGGUGAAAGAAACCCCUGAUGCCAUCAGAGCACAUACUGAGGAGACCAGUGAGAGUGCAGCAGAGGGAGAAGACACUCAUGCUGGCGAAGCUGAAGACGCCACUGAUGCUGGUGAGGCAGGCUUCUUCCUGGAAAUCCAGUCGAUUGUUGGCUACGUGAAACUGCCCACUGCCUGGGCGGACCAACGGACAGAGGAGAGAGGAGACAAACAGCAUGGCCUGCCCGUGUCCUCUGAGGGAGAGGGGAAUGCAUCUCCAAAGGAGAAACACCAGAAGGAACACAAGCUAGAACCCCAGAAGGAACACAAACAAGGGCAUCAGAAAGAACAGGAGAAAGAACCCCAGAAGGAACACAGGCUAGAACCCCAGAAAGAACACAAACAAGAACCCCAGAAAGAACACAAGCUAGAACACCAGAAGGAACACAAGCUAGAACACCAGAAGGAACACAAACAAGAACCCCAGAAAGAACACAAACAAGAACAGCAGAAGGAACACAAACAAGAACAGCAGAAGGAACACAAGCUAGAACAGCAGAAGGAACACAAACAAGAACAGCAGAAAGAACACAAGCUUGAACAGCAGAAGGAACACAAAAAAGAACAGCAGAAAGAACACAAGCUUGAACAGCAGAGAGAACACCAGACAGAACAGCCAAAAGAACAGCAGAAAGAACAGAAGCAAGACCAGAAACAACCCAAAGAAGAACAUCAGAGAGAGCAACGGAAAGUACAGAAGCAAGUCGAUGGGAGUGUGCACACGCAAGAAGCAGGAGAGAAGAUUAUUGGUGAAAAUGAGAAGGCAGAAAGAGGACAUGCUGGACUGCAGCCCCUUAAGGAGGAGACCCAAGAGAAAGAUAACCGAGGUUUUAUUAGAAAGGAGGAGGCUGCAGAGAAAGCACAGAGAGAUCCUGAAACCGGGAAAGAGAAAGGGCUUGUGAGUGAACCUAGUGGAAAAGCAAAGACACCCAAUGACAACCACAAACCUCAGCUAGAGAACACGGAGGGCAGUGUAGCCAAGGAUAAGGCUAGGCAGGACGUAACAGUGCCCCCUAGAGGUGAUUCAGCACUCAGCAGGCACUCAGAGGAGAGGAGUGAGUCCAUGAGAGUGAGAGAAUUGGAGAGAGCAGUGAGAAACACAGAAACACACACCCGAGGGCCUGCUGGGCUGAGCCAGGCACACACCGGCCACCAGACUAGUGAAGUCACGGACAAAGCCGGAGAGAGAAAACAGAAAACAACAGGAAUCGCCUCAGAACUGAAACACACAGCAGACCUCAGAGAUAAAACCCUGACAAACAAAGGAGACUUCUCUGAAUCUAAACCGACUACAGAAUCCAGUAAUCAAAUACAGGCAACGACCAGAGAUGCCCCUCAAUCUUACCCUGCUGCAGCCAUCAAAUAUAAAAUAUCGCCCACUACUAGAGAAACCACUCACUCUAAACCUACUACAGACCUUAGAAAGGAAACACAGAAAAAGAUUUUAGAUGUCCCUAAGGCUAAACUCACUGCAGAUGUUAAAGAUGUAACACCGAAAACAAGAGAAGAUGGCUUUGUGUUUAAACCCACAGCAGACCUCAGAGAUAAACCACAGCAAAGAGGACAGGCCCCUGAAUCUGAAACAACUACAGACUUUAAAGAUGCAACACAGAAAACAAAAGGAGAUGUCCCUGGAUCUAAAACCAAUACGGCAGCCCUUAAGGAUGUAACACAGAAAAUCUCAGCAGACGCCUCAGAAUCUCAACCCUCAGCCAAGUUCAGAGCAACAGCAGGACGACCCUCAGACUCUAGGACCCAGGAGCCCUUAGUGGAGCAGCUAGCCCAUGACCCCAGCAGAGGAGAAGCCAGAGGUAUGAAUGACCCCCCUAAGAUCACUAAUAUGGCCCCAGAGGAAGGGCGUAGACAGCAGGUGGAGCCAAGGGCAUCUGGAGCAUCCCCUCAGAGACAUCUGACGGAGAGGAAGGAGGAGAUUAAACAUGGCAAGCCAGCAGGUAGAGAUGUUAAUGCCCCUGCCAAGGCAUGGGCGCCGCCUGGGAGUUCACACAAGGACAGGGUGGAUGCCAAGGUAGAUGCUAGCCCACAGCCAAGUGGGCAUCGCCCACAUCAGAUGAUGGCAGAUAAUUCCCGGAUCACCCCGGUGCCCACUGCCCCAGAACACAGAGAGAUGCGAGGGAAUGGGAGAGAGAGAGGAGAGGCAAUGGAAAAAGAGAAAGGAGGGAGGGAGAGAAGAGGGAGAGGACAGACAGAGCUCCUGGAGAGAGGGAGAGGACAGUCAGAGCUCCUGGAGAGAGGGAGAGGACAGACAGAGGUCCUGGAGAGAGGGAGAGGACAGACAGAGCUUCGGCCUAGAGAGAGAAAAGGAGGGAACAGAGAGAGGUACACCACCAAUGCGGAGGACUCAGAGUCCCACAAUGCACUGCCCAGCGCUGAGAGAGGGAAACCCUCAAUCAAAACCCCUGUGCGUCCUGCAGAGGACACACCCCUGCAGGGCUCUAAGAACCCAGCCCCUGGUGCUAGAGGAUCCACCCCUGGCCCAGCCUCUACCCUACAGGGUCCUAAAGACCCUGGUCCUGUUGCUGCUCACACAGAAGCGUCUAGAGGCCCUGCCCCUGCUGCAGCAGAAUCUGCCCCUCUCCAGACACGCUCCCAAGAGAAGGAGUUGCCCAACAAAGGCCAGCGGCGCAGAGGCAGGUCUGCCUCCAGACCCGAGAUCUCUGCCCUGGCUGACUACGCCCGUCUGAGAGUUCUCCCGGAUCAGGACCACGACAUCACAGCCGACGAUUCUUUGUUCCCUGUCUCGCUAACACGCACCAGCACACACACUCCAGUUUCAGUGGAGAUGCACGCCGAGACUGUCACCGCCGACAGAGCCAAACGGGAGGCCGAUGCCAACAUGGCACGCGUGCUGAGGUACAGGGAGAGAGAGAAGCACACCGCCAGCAGAGUGCCUGAACGUAGGGCUGAGUUGGCCAACGCCAGACGGGAGAACCUCAAGGAACGCAGCCAUGCUACUCCAGCUGCGCCACUCGCUGCCGAGGAUCAUGGGAAGGCACGGGCACUUGCAGGCCAACAGCGCGAGCGAGGCAGGGAGGAUAAGCUGAGUGGUGUGGAGCUCCGGCAGCACGGGGGUCAGUGGGGUCACCAGCAUGGUCCACUCACUGCCCUCACUCAGCCCUUGCCGGUCAAAGGUCGUCGCCGUGGCACCUCCUUGCCCCGAGAGGCCAUUCGGGACGUAUCGGCUGAGAGGGAGUUCUAUCACCAGCCAGUGACUGCCACCCAGUGCGGCCGAUCUGGCGUCCCAAAGAAGACCUCCCAGAGCCCAGGGGUGGGGGCAGGGGAGAGGGGGCAGGAGGGCAGAACAGAGGAGUCGAGGACGCAGCCGGAACCAGAGCCAGAGCCUCUGCAAUACUACUCCGUCAACUCUCUGGAGCCGACCCCCAAACCUGCACAUGAACCAGAGACGCCACCCCACGGGCACGCGAUAGCACCCAAACACACGCAUCCGGCAGCGGCUAAACACACACUGCAGCCUGCUCGCGAUCAACCGAAUGCACCCAAACACACAUUACAGCAUGCAAGACGGGACAGUGGGUUGCCUGUAAAAAGCAAUAAGGAAGACUUUACCCAGGAUAACCCAACCACAGGGCAAGAUGAGAAUGGCUUUUUCCAGAAUGCAGCACAAGUGCUAGGAAGAGGUGAAGGUGGCUUUACCGAGAAUGCACUGCCUGCUACAGGAGGAGGAGAGGGUGUUUUUACACAGCCCCUGGUGGACCACGGAAGGUCGCAGGUCAUCGCUGCCCCGCGAUCCAACCCCUCUUCUCCUGCGCUUGGGAAGCCCAUCAUGUUCAACGUGAAGGACAACACCUUCAGGGUAGCCUCGGUAACCAAAGCCGUGAAGCCACGCUUCCACCGCAGCGUCUCCGAAACCUUCCGGACGGAGUCGCCGCAGCAAGGCGGGGGCGAGAGGGCUGAGGACCUCAUCUAUCCCCCCACCGACCUCCAGAUCACCCCUGGUAACACCCCCCAUGGGGACCCCGCCCUCCUGGCCCACUCAGCCGCAGCGCUCCACCACCUCUCCCAGGCAAGAGACGCCCUCUCCCGUGACGUGUAUCAUGAUGUGUAUCCUCCGACUGAGUCGCCCGCCCCUCGGGAGUUUAUGGGGCGGUUCCGACGAAGCCUGGCCCUGGACGAUGACGAGACACGCUCACUAGUGAGUGUCCUGUCUGAGGAUGUCGGGGACCUGUCGGACCUGGAGCGCCCUGAUUCGGUGUGCAGCAUGAGCAGCCAGUCCGGCCGCCCCCCCGCCGUGCCCCCCAAAACUGAAAAGGCACUGCGGCGUGCCAAACGCCUCACCACACGCCGGCUGAAGAAGGCGGAGACCAAGACCGUCGCCAGCGUUCCCUCCUCGCCCACGCAGGUGCUCAGCGCCCCCCUGCAGCUGCCACAUGCCCCCCCUGCCCAGUAUCACCUGAGCCCAGGGUUCGCUCCCACGGCAACCGGGGUGGUCAGCCCACCCUACCCAGUUGCCCAGCGAAGGCUGCUGCAAGACCCCAACUCUGGGCAAUACUUCAUGGUUGAUGUACCACUACCCGUCAAGACCAAGACCUUCUUCGACCCACAGACAGGGAAGUACGUGCGCCUGUCCGUCCGCCAGCCACCAGAGGGGGCGCUGUCUCCACCCCAGUAUAUGGUGUACCCAGGGUACCUGCCGAUGCCCGUCUCCACGCUUCCCAGCACCCGCUCCAGCUCACAGAUGUCUGCCCCCGCCACCCUCAUGCAGGAACAGGACGUCCGCCAGGCCUCUGGUGCCCCCUGGGGGUUGGAGGAGGAACGGCAGCGCUACGGCAGGGAGGAGAGACUGGGGCAGGGGCAGGGGCGAGGCCAGGUCAGCUACACGACACAGGAGCAGCCGGAAGAUGCCCCGUUGUACAAGGGGCAGAUGGGGGACGGCUCACACAGACACAAGGGGCAGUUGGGGGACAGCUCCCAGAGACCCAUGGACAUCAUCACCAUGAGUGAACUGGAGGACUUUGCCAUGGAGAGCGGGUGACAUCUGUAGAAUCAUGAGCCUGCGUGUGGACAGUGUGUGACGUCUGUAAAGGCAAGAGAAAGGCUACUGCGGACUGAUCUCCGUAGUAUAACUCAACAGUGGACUGAUCUUUGUGGAACUGAUCUUUCAGAGAUGAUCUGUUUGGUCUAACACUGCAGCUGUCUCAGAACCAUACACGGAUCUCUCUUAACUGACCUCUGUGCUCUGGUCACUUUGAACCGAUCUCUAUGGUCUAGUCAUGCUCUGAACUGAUCUCUAUGGUCUAGUCAUGCUCUGAACUGAACUCUAUGGUCUAGUCAUGCUCUGAACUGAGUCA
This is a messenger RNA of Clupea harengus (Atlantic herring), 13182 nucleotides long. RefSeq lists its product as uncharacterized. Gene Ontology annotation, biological process: positive regulation of calcineurin-NFAT signaling cascade. The transcript has 3 exons. The record is from RefSeq and is a predicted model, not a curated record. NCBI's taxonomy places the organism in Eukaryota, Metazoa, Chordata, Actinopteri, Clupeiformes, Clupeidae. Gene Ontology annotation, cellular component: Z disc. Bases 450 to 12866 code for a protein of 4138 amino acids.